UCGCGCGGCCGCGGGGCCGACCGGGCCGAGACGAGCGCGGCGACGGCUCCGAAGCGUCGGGUCCGGGCGGCUGCGGCGGCGCCUGGGCUCCCCCAGCCUGAGCCGCCUGGGCCGCGCCCCCCUUGACCCCACCCCGCGGGCCGGCGCAGAAUCCAAGAGCCCCUUUUGCCAUUUCUCCAAGUUGCUUGAUGGGAGGCAUGAUGGCCCCCAGAGACAUCAUGACGAACACGCACGCCAAGUCCAUCCUCAACUCGAUGAACUCGCUCAGGAAGAGCAACACCCUGUGCGACGUGACUCUGCGGGUGGAGCAGAAGGACUUCCCCGCCCACCGGAUCGUGCUGGCUGCCUGCAGCGACUAUUUCUGUGCCAUGUUCACCAGUGAGCUGUCAGAGAAGGGGAAACCUCACGUCGACAUCCAGGGUUUGACCGCCUCCACCAUGGAGAUCCUGCUGGACUUCGUGUACACGGAGACGGUGCACGUGACGGUGGAGAACGUGCAGGAGCUGCUCCCGGCGGCCUGUCUGCUGCAGCUGAAAGGCGUGAAGCAGGCCUGCUGCGAGUUCUUGGAGAGUCAGCUGGACCCUUCCAACUGCCUGGGCAUCCGGGACUUCGCCGAGACCCACAGCUGUGUGGACCUGAUGCAGGCUGCGGAGGUGUUUAGCCAGAAGCACUUUCCUGAAGUGGUGCAGCACGAAGAAUUCAUCCUCCUCGGCCAAGGAGAGGUGGAGAAGCUGAUCAAGUGCGAUGAAAUUCAGGUGGAUUCCGAAGAGCCGGUCUUUGAGGCCGUCAUCAACUGGGUGAAGCACAACAAGAAGGAGCGAGAGGAGUCCCUGCCUGGCCUGCUGCAAUACGUCCGGAUGCCCCUGCUGACCCCCAGGUACAUCACCGACGUCAUAGACGCCGAGCCGUUCAUCCGCUGCAGUCUCCAGUGCAGGGACCUCGUUGACGAAGCAAAGAAGUUUCAUCUGAGGCCUGAACUGCGGAGUCAGAUGCAGGGGCCCAGGACGAGGGCUCGCCUGGGAGCCAAUGAAGUGCUUCUGGUGGUUGGGGGCUUUGGGAGCCAGCAGUCUCCCAUCGACGUGGUGGAGAAGUAUGACCCCAAAACUCAGGAGUGGAGCUUCUUACCGAGCAUCACUCGGAAGCGACGCUACGUGGCCUCCGUGUCUCUGCAUGACCGGAUCUAUGUCAUCGGAGGCUACGAUGGCCGUUCCCGCCUCAGUUCGGUGGAGUGUCUAGACUACACCGCAGAUGAGGACGGGGUCUGGUACUCCGUCGCCCCGAUGAAUGUCCGGCGAGGCCUCGCUGGCGCCACCACCCUGGGAGCAGAUAUGAUCUAUGUCUCUGGAGGCUUUGAUGGCAGCCGGCGUCACACCAGUAUGGAGCGCUAUGACCCCAACAUUGACCAGUGGAGCAUGCUGGGAGAUAUGCAGACAGCCCGGGAAGGCGCUGGGCUGGUGGUAGCCGGCGGAGUGAUCUAUUGUCUAGGAGGAUAUGAUGGCUUGAAUAUCUUAAAUUCAGUUGAGAAAUAUGAUCCCCAUACAGGACACUGGACUAAUGUGACACCAAUGGCCACCAAGCGCUCUGGUGCAGGAGUAGCCCUGCUGAAUGACCACAUUUACGUGGUGGGGGGAUUUGAUGGCACAGCCCACCUUUCUUCCGUUGAAGCAUACAACAUCCGCACCGAUUCCUGGACGGCUGUCACCUGCAUGACCACCCCACGAUGCUACGUGGGGGCCACGGUGCUUCGGGGCAGACUUUAUGCGAUUGCAGGCUACGAUGGGAACUCCCUGCUGAGCAGCAUCGAGUGCUAUGACCCCAUCAUUGACAGCUGGGAAGUGGUGACAUCCAUGGGGACCCAGCGCUGUGACGCCGGUGUGUGUGUUCUCCGAGAGAAGUGACCCUUGUUGGAAACCAUCCAAAGCAAGUGACCAGUCCAGGGGCCAGUUGGCGGGAGAAUCGAGAUGGUUCCCAGAAUGUCUGCUUCCCGCUGUACUCAGGGUGAUUACAAGCACCGAUGUCGUGAUGCUUGUCCUUAUUUGACACACACUGCCCCUCACGCUGGUACUUGUCCCCGAGUAGGCUGGGGAACGGACGCUCACGCAUGGGACGAGGUGCACUCUGACUGGCUGUGAGAGGCCAGGUCCUCUCCUGGUCUAGACAGCACUUCCUGGUGGUUUCCAGUGCGCCGUGUGCUCAGGAGGGUUUGUACGUUGUGCCUCGUGUGCUGCUGAGAAUGAAGGUGAGUACGACCUGCUAGACGUGGGCGGUGUCUGGCCAGUAUCUGGAUUGGAAGGGUGCCAGCUCGAGUCAGCUUGAUAAAAUGCAAGCCUUGUUUUCCAGGAAAAAGUAUCUUUCCUAGUCUGCAGACAGCUGGUGACAACAUAGUUCCACCCUGGAGGGAAACAAAGGGAAGAGUCCUGACAAAGCUUUGGGGCUCGGGAGACAUCUGUGUGACACUCCAGUGAGGGUAGGGCUGGUGUACCAGAACUGGGUUUGGAGUAAGUGAAGUACAGUGGGACCCUGGUUCUCAAACUUAAUUGCUUCUAGAAGACUGUUCGAGAAGCAAUUUGUUAGAAAACUGAAUCUCACAGGUGACUGAUCAUACAGACAUCAGCAUGAAAGGAUUCUCAGGCUGACAACCAAAGUUCUGUGUGACAACCAAGAUGUUUUUUCUGUGAACAGCUUGGUCAGGAACUGAACUCUGGGAUGGGAGGCAUUUGAGAACCAAGGUUUGGCUGUAACUAGAAUUUGAUGGUGUGUUGCCUGGGAGGCAGAGGAGGGCAGUUAUUUAAAGGGUCCUCAGGUUUCCCAGGUUUUUCUGGACUUCAGUGUGGCUCCUCUUGGCCCUGGAGCCUGUGUGAGAGAAAACAGAACAAGCGUCAGGUGGGCAGAGGGCGAGUCAGGGAGGAGUAGAAGUACCCGUGAUUUCAUAAUCAUAAUCGUUCUGCUCCCUGCCCAGCACAGCAGGGUUCUCAAGGGGGUGAGAGGCUUCCUUUGUUGAAUCAGAACAUGGUACUGCUGUUACAUUGCCGUGCUAUUUAUUUUGGGACAGGGAAGGGGUGCAGCAGUGUGGAAGUUCAGCUACCUGGUAUUGCCCUGUCCUUUUAAGGGUGCACUUCUGCUAAGGGUGGUUUUUACUGCUGUUGGGUACGUUUUGUCCUUUUCCUACUAUAGAGUACCUGCAUCUGUCCUGAGAGUGAACCAACGUUUACCCCAGCACAGAAUAAUUAAAGGGCAACCAAAGUCCCUGUGUUGGUCCAGUACCUGCACUCCCCAUUUCUGAGCCACACUCAAGGCUCCUCUGUGCUGUGGAGUGAGAUUCUUGCUGUACGGGUCCUGGGACUGUGGGAACGUGACAACCUAAACCAAUGACGAGGCACUUGCCCUUUACUUUGAAAUUCCUUUGUUCUCUCCCUGAAUUUAAUUGCCCUAAAGAGUUUGUUUCCUUUGUAUUUUUUUAAGAAAAUAUUAAAAAUCAUCUGUCUCAAA
Messenger RNA from Phyllostomus hastatus (greater spear-nosed bat), 3489 nucleotides. RefSeq names its product kelch like family member 12 (gene KLHL12). Gene Ontology annotation, molecular function: protein binding. NCBI's taxonomy places the organism in Eukaryota, Metazoa, Chordata, Mammalia, Chiroptera, Phyllostomidae. The record is from RefSeq and is a predicted model, not a curated record. The transcript has 12 exons. The coding region runs from base 189 to 1898 and encodes 569 amino acids.